Messenger RNA from Sabethes cyaneus, 834 nucleotides. RefSeq names its product leukocyte surface antigen CD53-like. The coding region runs from base 1 to 834 and encodes 277 amino acids. Gene Ontology annotation, cellular component: membrane. The transcript has 4 exons. The record is from RefSeq and is a predicted model, not a curated record. NCBI's taxonomy places the organism in Eukaryota, Metazoa, Arthropoda, Insecta, Diptera, Culicidae.
AUGACUGGUUACGCGGAAAAUCCUCGGGGAGUUGAACAACUACCAGCAGCUUCACGUGUUAUAACCAGAAAAAACCUGUCGAUUAUAAAGUAUCUUAUUUUGCUAUUGAUGGCCAUGUGUUUGGUUCUGGAGAUAAUCGCAAUAGUCCUCGGUGCCAGUACUGGCAACAUAUUUGCUGAAUUUCAGCAUUUUCUGGAUAAUCAAUUUCACGCACUAGCCACGUUUAUUGUAGUUCUUGGAAUCAUGAUGCUAGUAGUAGUGAUGGGUGGAUGUAUAGGCAUAAUGCUGGAAAAUAUGUCUACUGUUGGGAUAUUCAUUGUUGUAUAUACUAUGUUGAUUAUUCUGGAAAUAAUCAUAGUAAUUUCCACCUUUUCGCUCAUACGAAAUACAGAUUCAUUGUUGGGAACGCGUAUGGAACGCGCAUUUCUUAAUUUUUAUGACGAUCGAAUUUCUCACCGAUCAGUUAACCACAUGCAACAAAGGCUCCAAUGCUGCGGAUUCAAAAAUUACUCUGACUGGUACAAUUGGCCGCAUCAUGAUGAUUUCGAAAGCUCUGUUCCAAUGUCCUGUUUCGCAUCCCCUCAAUACGAAGUUCCGUUCGAAGUGGGCUGUUUCGAUCGAAUGAGUGAACUUAUUGGCUAUCUGCUCAACGUCUUAGCUUCGGGAACAAUAGUUGCGAUCAUUUUUCAGGCAAUUUGCGUCAUCAGUGCGGUUGUGUUUCUAAUCCAGCUGCGCAGCUAUCGUAAACACGAGACUUUACAACGAUCAACUGGUGCAUUUCCACCUUCCGUAUUUGGUUUGGAAACCAUUCCGGAGGAGAAAACUCCGAUUUAG